Molecule: messenger RNA, 1238 nt
Organism: Acanthoscelides obtectus
Lineage: Eukaryota; Metazoa; Arthropoda; Insecta; Coleoptera; Chrysomelidae
Source: the annotation of a GenBank genome assembly
CAAGAGCCGUGUACACUUGGAGCACACUCGAGGAGCACGCUUAGGCGAGUUAAGCACACUUCGAGUUAAAGAGUCUUACAUCAAGAGUGCUAUAGCUCGAUCGCUGAUUUAUUUAUAUAGUUAGUCAGUUUGUUUAUUGGAUUCGGUUCGGGAUCGAGUGGUUUUCUUGGCAACGCGGCAUCGUCGUCGGUUUCGGUGCGGUGGCCGUGCCCGGUGCGUACGACCGGUUUUUGCAUGUGGAUGGGACUUUGAGUGAUUUGGUGGGACGCAGCUUCUGCGUACGUGUGCCAACCGAAACGGAGCUCAAGUACUCCGCGGUCCUGGAGUCCAUGUCGGCAGGUGGUUCUUACGGGGAGGGCCCCGUAGUAUCCGCGGACCGGAGCGACCUGCACGGGUUGCUGCCCGAACUCAAUGGCGUUGAACUGGCGAUGAGCCUGAGCCCCAAGCACCAUCAUCACAGUCAUACGACAGGUCCGCAGGUGCUAAGCCACCUUCAACAGCUCCACCACUCAACGCCAUUUAGCGUUACGGACAUACUUAGUCCAAUUGAAGAAUCGUAUAGAAAAUUAGAGCUGGCAGCUAAUCCUCCAUCGCCCUACAGAUCGACAUCUAGUGGCAGCAGCAUCAACUCGCCGGUAGGCGGCGCGACUGGGGGCAGUGCGAGCAGCGGAGGCGGUGGAGGUGGUGCGUGCAACAUGAACGGCGGAUAUCCGGGAGUGAUGGGGCAGUUUGGGGGCGGGCAGUACUGUCCCGUGUCAGAAAACCUGGGCGGGUUGGCUCCACACUACUCCUCAGGAUGGUACCAGACGACGGCCGCGGAUCCACGGUUUGCCAUAUCCCGAUUGAUGGGCAGCACGGCUGCAGCAGCCAACAUGGGCCACCAUCCGUCGGGCCUCGGAGCUGCGGCCAGCAUGGCGGGCCUGGGAGCGUGCGCUGUUGCCGCUGCUGCGGCUGCAGACGCGGCAGCAGCGCACGGGAAACCCUUGCAGUUUCCCUUGGCGCAGCGCAGAAAGAGGCGGGUGCUCUUCACGCAAGCACAGAGCCGGAUUUGUUUAUACGAUUCGGGUGUCAAAUUAGAUGUAAAUGGUGUCCGUAAAUUAAGAUGUGAGAGUGUCUACGAGCUCGAAAGGCGGUUUAAACAACAAAAGUACCUGUCUGCACCAGAACGAGAGCAUCUAGCAUCAUUAAUACAUUUAACACCAACACAAGUGAGUAUAAGCAUGUUUUUGGUUACUUAA